This is a messenger RNA of Xyrauchen texanus (razorback sucker), 5882 nucleotides long. Its product is annotated as metaxin-1-like. Gene Ontology annotation, cellular component: SAM complex. Lineage: Eukaryota; Metazoa; Chordata; Actinopteri; Cypriniformes; Catostomidae. The coding region runs from base 2814 to 3788 and encodes 324 amino acids. The record is from RefSeq and is a predicted model, not a curated record. The transcript has 9 exons. Gene Ontology annotation, biological process: mitochondrion organization.
GCUAGUGCACAGCAGCUGCAAGAAGGGAGGAGUCGCUGCCGAAGAGCAUGACAGAGGGACGGCGUGUUGUACAGGCAUGCCCGACAGUUUGGAGAACCAAUAAGAUUGUGUCCCCAAAACUUAUUGUGUGCUAUGUUCAACGCCGCCGCCUAAAUCACUCCAACCUCUCCACAAUGGCCAAGACCAGAGAGCUGUGUAAGGACAUCAGGGAUCAAAUUGUAGACCUGCACAAGGCUGGGAUGGGCCACAGGACAAUAGGCAAGCAGCUUGGCAAUUAUUAGAAAAUGGAAGAAGUUCAAGAUGACGGUCAAUCUCCCUCGGUCUGGGGCUCCAUGCAAGAUCUCACCUUGUGGGGCAUCAAUGAUCAUGAGGAAGGUGAGGGAUCAGCCCAGAACUACACGGCAAGACCUGGUCAAUGACCUGAAGAGAGCUGGGACCACAGUCUCAAAGAAAACCAUUAGUACCACACUACGCCGUCAUGGAUUAAAAUCCUGCAGCGCACGCAAGGUCCCCCUGCUCAAGCCAGCGCAUGUCCAGGCCCAUCUGAAGUUUGCCAAUGACCAUCUGGAUGAUCCAGAGGAGGAAUGGGAGAAGAUCAUGUGGUCUGAGGCACUAAGUUUGAAGGUAGGCCUUAAAAUACAUCCACAGGUACACCUCCAAUUGACUCCAAUUAGCCAAAUAGCCUAAUUGGCUAAUUACCUAAAGCCUUGACAUCAUUUUCUGGAAUUUCCCAGGCUGUUUAAAUGUACAGUUAACAUAGUGUAUGUAAACUUCUGACCCACUGGAAUGGUGAUAUAGACAAUUAAAAAUGAAAAAUUCUGUCUGUAAACAAUUGUUGGAAAAAUUAUUUGUGUCUUGCACAAAGUAGAUAUCCUAAACUACUUGUCAAAACUAUAGUUUGCUAAUAUUAAAUCUGUGGAGUGGAUAAAAAAUGUGUUUUAAUAACUUCAACCUAAAUAAUAUAAACUUCUGACUUCAACUGUACAUUCAUCAUUAAAUAUAGCCCACUAUUUUGUUUCGACACCAUCAAAUAUGUAUUUUCGGUAUGUUUGUGGAAUGGUGUUUCACUUUGUCAAUGAGAGGAGAAUUACGCCCUCUAGCGACAGAGUAGAAUGCACAUCUUUGAAUAUUUAAGAAGGUAUUUAAAGGAAUAAUCAUUCAUUCAGAAAAUCGCUCAUCAUUUACUCACCCUCAGGCCAUCCUAUAUGUGUGUGACUUUCUAUUAGAAAAAUAUUUUAGCUCUGUAGAUCCUCAUAAUGCAAGUGUAUGGUGGCCAAAAAUGUGAAGCUCCAAAAAGCACAUAAAGGCAAUAUAAAAGUAAUCUAUUUUACACCAGUGGCUAAAUCUAUAUAUUCAGAAGCGAUAUGAUAGGUGUGCUUCCUUUAUGUGCUUUUUGGAGCUUCACAUUUUUGGCCACCAUUCACUUGCAUUAUGAGGACUUACAGAGCUAAAAUAUUCUCAAUAUCACAGCUAAAUUGUUCUGGGUGUUGUUUACCGUAGUUGUUAUCACAAGAUCAGGGGGGCCCUUUUACGGGGUCAUCUCAUUACUUCUCCAUUAAUAUGUAAAUUUUAGCAGUAAUAGUUUAGCUAGCAGUUGUUUCUCAUGUGGUUCUUCAUCCUCUUCCAUGAAAUCAGUGUCUUUUCCACUUCAAAAAGGUGAUUUUGAAAGUACAUUUCUGUAAGAUUUUAAACAUUAUAUCAGACAAAGACUGUCUUUAAGUGUUAAUAAAUUGUACUGUGCCAUCUCAAGAUGGAUGUCAAUUUUUGAAAUUAUGUUUAAUAUAUUUUGAGAUGACUUUAAAAAGUAUCAGGGUUGACAGUUAUUACAGUUCAUUUAGCCAUUACUAGACUUAUGCUCAAGGUCAUGACACUAAUAGGUGCUUAUUAAAAAAGUUAUAAAAUGCUGAUAUUUCUACAAAUAUCCACUUUUUAAUAUGGACCCAAGCACUGAAAGUCCGAUGGCCCUAUUGUUCUUAUAAGGAUUAUUAUUAUUAUUCUUUCAAGGUUUUGCUACUUUUGGGGUAAUUUCCAUGCAUAAAAACAUUUGAAAUUUUACACACACAUCAGAGUCAUCAGCCAUUAGGGCAGGGCAAAGUUGCGGGUGGGGGUAUGGGUGUGCAGGGGAGGCUCUGUAGCGUCCCCUUGAAAAUGUGCAUGUAAGGGGGCCACCGUAGCACCCCAUUUUCAUCUACAGUUGCCAAAAUAGGUACAUAUAUAGUUCCCAUCAAGCCGGAAAACUUUCAUAAUUAUAGUCAUUAGGUCUGCCCAACAGAAAGUCUGCCAUUUUGCAUUUUUUAAAUAUUGCGGUCUCUGAACUUUUAAAUAAUCCUCCUAGGGGAUUAAUGAGACUGUAUCCAUAUUUUGCCAAGACAUUGAAGAUGUUAAGUUAUGAACUGAUUUUUGAUAUAGUGAAUGGUGUUGCCAUGGCGAGGCAUUUAAUUAAUGGUGAAAAAUGGUAAACAGGAAGUGUCUCAUCUUCUGUAUGCAAAGUGUGAAUUAGAUCAAAAUUGAGAUGUACUGUAUUUUUAGUCUUGGGGGCUAAUCAUAUCGCGGUUUUGCCUCACCAGGGGUCAGUCAGACUCGUGUUUUUUGUCGAAGGAAUGAGCGUCACACCGAGGCCUGUACUCUGGAGCGGGAUCAAUUUGGAGGUGAAGGGUCUGUCAAAGUCUGGGGCGGUGUGUCACAGCAUCAUCGGACUGAGCUUGUUGUCAUUGCAGACAAUCUCAAUGUUUUGCGUUACAGGGAAGUCAUCCUCCUCCCUCAUGUGGUACGCUUCCUGCAGGCUCAUCCUGACAUGAUCCUCCUGCAUUAAGAUGCCACCAGCCAUACUGCUCGUUCUGUGCAUGAUUUCCAGCAAGACAGGAAUGUCAGUGUUCAGCCAUGGCCAGCAAAGAGCCUUAAAGAGAUCUCAAUUGAAAGCCUAUGCUAAGUUCUCAGGUGCUCCCCUCAAAGUUCACAAAAUCACCAACCCAUGGAGAAGCCCUACAGGUACUCUGCCUGCUCUGAAGACCAGGGAAGAAGGAAGCAUAUCCCAACCCAGUAAGAUCAUCAUUCAUCUCAGGAAACAGAAGUACAAUGCAGACUACGACCUGUCGGCAAAGGAAGGUGCAGAUACACUUGCCUUUGUUUCUCUACUGGAGGAGAAAUUACUACCAGCACUGGUCUACACACUGUGGAUAGACUCUAAAAACUAUGUGGAUGUUACACGGUGCUGGUAUACAGAAAACAUCCCCUUCCCUCUCAACUUUCUGUUGCCCAACCGCAUACACGGCCAGCAGCUGGAGAGGUUGAGACUUGUGAGGGGCGACCCAAUCCUGGAACCUGGUGAACAGCUGGAGAAAGAGCUUUAUCAUGAUGCAUUUGAAUGCAUGACCUACCUAUCGCAAAGACUGGGCUCACAAAAGUUUUUCUUUGGCGAUUCUCCCUCAUCAUUGGACGCAUAUGUGUUUGCACACCUGGCUCCUUUGUUGAAGAUCAAGCUGCCAAACGGAAAGCUUCAGCAACACCUCAACUCUCUGAACAACCUGCAACAGUUCUGCACUAACAUCCUAGAACUCUACUUCCCCUCUGAUGUGCGAGAGCCUCCACCUCGCAAGAUGCAUGUUCAGCCUGAGAGCGGCGACUUCGACAAUGAGCCCCACAAGCGCCGGAACCAGAUUCUUUCUGUUCUGUUUGCCAUAGGAGCCAUGCUUGGGUACGCUAUCUUCACAGGGAUUGUUAAAAUCGGGCAUGAGCAGCCACAGCUGAAGAACUCUAGCCACAAUGAUGAGGAAGAAAAUGAGGACUAAAUGAAGGAUAGGAGUUACCAGGGACAACAAGCGUACUUUAAUGCUCACCAGCCAUUCAGAGUGGAGCCACACAUACUAUUACCUCAGCUCUUUUUAAAUCUCCUGUCAUGUACGAGUGCGCUCUGCCAGAGUCGCUCACCUAACGUAGCCUCAGGCGAGUGCCACAUUGGUGCUUUUUCUUUUUAUAGUGAUUAAUGGUAAUAUUGUUAUUAUAGUUACGAUUCUCCAGUGUAGUGACCUGUAAUUUUGACAGGUCUUUUACAGGCGUUUGGAAUUUUGACUUGAUUUCCUGUUUGGGUUUAUUUCUUGGUCUAUAUUGCUGCAAACGUGUCACUUCAGUAAAAAGUCAAACACUUUGAUAGCAUCUCUUUUAAAAUGGAAAAUAUCUUUAACACUAAUUUGAACAAAGCUGUCUGUUUUGGAACUCUGACUCUUGUGCAAUGGAAUGCCAUAUUUUAUCUCUAAAUAUGUAUAAAUAGGUGCAUAGAUAAUUUUGAAAGCACGCUCCAUAAAUACAAAUACAGAAGAAAGUAUGUUGACAUUAAAAGCUGCACUGUUAUACUUGACUUACACCACUAGAUGGGCUGUAAAUAUUGCAUUUCCUUUGGUGCAGUGACCUGAUUGGGUGGCCUGCAGACUAAACAUAGUGACAAACGAUUGACAUUUUCCAACACAUUACUGAAAACUUGCAAAAUAAACUUACCAGAGAUUCUUAUCUAAACCUAAGCAUCUAGGAGCACUUUGAAAGCCACUCAAGACCAGAAGCUUUAUAAAUCAGUUUUGUUUUAGAGUUCUCCAGAGGACUGCUGAGGAGAACGUUAUUAUUUCUUGUCAAAACUACAGUUAAGUUGGAGCCUUUUUCCAUUAUACAUUUGGAGUGCUACAUCUUAAUCUCUCACCGGAAUCCGAAGGCACUGUGGGGUUGUCCUUUUGUUGCUCGGAGGCCAGGCCUAACCUGUACCUCACUGAAUAUAACCAUCUCAAAAAAUAUUAUGAAGAUCGUUGAUGGAAAUGUAUAGUUAUAACACGAUUCCACAUUUAUUUACACAAUGUUUCAUUUGAAAAUAGGCUAGUGUGCAUUUUCUGUAUUUUGCUUGUCCAUAAAAAAAAUCAAAUCAGUACGAGUGUUCUUUGAAGUUAUAUUUAAGGGUUAUAAUGGAAAAUUACACCACUUGAAGGUAAUGCUCUUUGUUGUUGUUUUUUGUUUGUUUUACAUUUAAGAACAAUUAUAGGUUCUGCUAGACUAUAUGGUGAGUUUGAUUACAGGUUGAUUAGCAAUACACAUUCAAUUGUACUUUCAAAGUAAUUUUUACUUGUAUUACUUAUAUUCAGAUAUAGCCUUGCAAAAUGUAACUUUUGGUUGACUUGUUCCAACUAUAGCACUGUUAAGUAUCAGGUUCAACAUUUAGAAAAUUGCUGCUGUCCUUGUCCCUGGGGUUUUGAGCUGUCUGUGUUGUUUGUGUAAUGUGAGUGUUUCAAAAGUCAGUAAAAAGACUCAACCCGGUCGGUCAACCUAGGCCUCUCUCAGUUUUGUUAAAUAGAUCAAUGGCAUAGAGUGCCAUAGAUUUGCUGUUGUGUUACCAAUUCUUACAUUAUUUUUAAGGGCUUUAAAACGUGUUGCCUCAAUUUGUUCCUUCCUCUCUUAUUCUUAUCAAUACAUACAAUAGCCACAAAAGUAUUAGUGUGCUUGUGCCACUAUGGUAAAUAUCAUUGCAUUGGAUCACAAAAUAUAAAAUCAAGUACAGUAUGUUAUUUACAACCCCAGUUCCAGAUAUGUUGGGACAAUAUUGAAAAUGUCAAUUAAAACACAGAGUGAUUUGUAAAUUCUAUUCACCCUGUGCUAUAUUGAAAACACUACAACAACAGAUAAUUUGCUGUUUUACCUUGUGAAUUAAAUUGAAAUACUUGACCCAUGAUUGUUUUGUGCAUUGUUGCUGUUCUUCUCUAUCUGUGUGUGUGUGUGUGUGUGUGUGUGUGUGUGUUUCUUUUGUGCUCAGUGUGCCUGUUUCAGGUGCAGCUGAUUCGCCAAAUCUUUGUUCCACCUGUGUGAUGGUGAUUUGCUGUUUCUGAUUGCACUACUAAUAAAAUCUCUGU